AUGAGUUCGUCAAAGUUAUUACCAUUGAAUUCUAGAGCUGCAACCACAGCGUUAAAACAGCCAAAAGAGAUUGCGAGUUUUUCCAGAACUUUUGAUGGGGAAUACGUCAAUGAUGAUUCAAGUUUAGGCUAUUAUUUCCUACCAGAUUCUGAUAUUGAAACAAAUAUUGAUUUAGGUGCUGGUUUCAAAAAAUUCAAAAAGUUUGAUGAAGCAAGAGAUGGGGAAUUUGAUGGAUUAUUAGGUGCUAUUAAGAAUUAUGAAGAAACAAACAAGACUAAAGUUAAAGCUCAUAUUAUCACUUGGAGAGGUAUAAUGACAAAAUUAUUAACACUACCGUAUAACUUGAAUGAUCCAUUAGAUUUCAAUGUUGUCUAUUUUGACGGUCACUUAUUUAUUCAAGAAGACAAAGCAUUGAAAACUGCACGUGAAACUAAACCAACUGAUGAACAUGCAAGAUUAAUGUAUUCAGGUUAUAAAUUUGAAAGUAUAGCAACUCUACCCAAACCAUUGGCCCAAGUAUCAAGAGCCACUAUUGAUAAAAAUCAUAAGAAGAUCGUAAGUAAUGCAGAACAAUAUUGUUCAAUUGUUAAAACUGGGAUUGGUAAACAAAGAAUCAUAAUUGGAGGUGAAGUUGAUUGUGUUUGGGAUUAUAAACCUGAAGAUUCAAAUCCAUUACCUCAUUAUGUUGAAUUGAAAACUUCAAAAGUUAUAAGUGAACCAAAACAUUCAAUUAUAUUCGAGAAAAAAUUAUUUAGAACUUGGGCUCAAUGUUUCCUAUUGGGGAUAAGUAAAGUUAUUUAUGGUUUUAGAGAUGAUAAUUUAAUUUUAAGAACUGUGGAACAAUAUAAAGUUGAUGAGAUCCCAGUAUUGAUAAAAAAUAAUCCUGUUAAUACAAACCCAAAGAGAAUCAAUUGUAUUGAUGCUUUGAAAUGGUAUGGUGCUGUUGUUGAAUGGAUAGUGGAAAAUGUUCCAAAAGAUGAAUCAAAAGCCUUCAGAAUAAGUUAUGAUAAUAAAAAUAAAUCAUUUGCAUUGAAUGAAUUACCUUCAGAUGUUUCAGAUAAUGUCCUAAGUACAAUGUUAACUGAAGAUUUCAAGAAUUGGAGACUACAAAAGAGAAAUGAGUAA
Hansenula ciferrii is the source of this 1125-nucleotide messenger RNA. RefSeq names its product decapping nuclease (gene RAI1). Gene Ontology annotation, cellular component: nucleus; cytosol. The transcript has a single exon. Gene Ontology annotation, biological process: nuclear-transcribed mRNA catabolic process; NAD-cap decapping. The record is from RefSeq and is a predicted model, not a curated record. NCBI's taxonomy places the organism in Eukaryota, Fungi, Ascomycota, Saccharomycetes, Phaffomycetales, Wickerhamomycetaceae. The coding region runs from base 1 to 1125 and encodes 374 amino acids. Gene Ontology annotation, molecular function: mRNA 5'-diphosphatase activity.